Pseudogymnoascus verrucosus is the source of this 2422-nucleotide messenger RNA. RefSeq names its product polynucleotide adenylyltransferase (gene PAP1). The record is from RefSeq and is a predicted model, not a curated record. The transcript is spliced from 5 exons. Gene Ontology annotation, cellular component: nucleus. Gene Ontology annotation, molecular function: poly(A) RNA polymerase activity; RNA binding. NCBI's taxonomy places the organism in Eukaryota, Fungi, Ascomycota, Leotiomycetes, Thelebolales, Thelebolaceae. The coding region runs from base 70 to 1893 and encodes 607 amino acids.
UAAAGUCCGUAGUAAGGACGACAACACCACAACAGCACUCACGGAACACUUGAUCGACGUGUUCACAACAUGGCAAGUACCGGAGAGAAGCCCUUGGGCAUCACAGCCCCUCUGUCGACCGCACUUCCCACCGAUUCCGAGAACCAAGCCAGCAGCGCUCUCAUUGAAGAGUUGAAGAGGCAGAACAACUAUGAGAGCGUCGUCGACACCCAGAAAAGGACCGAGGCCCUCAAGGCGUUACAGGCCAUCACCGAAGAGUUCAUCAAACAAGUCAGCAAGGCACAAGGUCUGCCAGACAGUGUUGCGAAUUCUGCCGGCGGUAAGAUCUUUACAUAUGGUAGUUUCCGAUUAGGUGUGUUUGGACCUGGCUCCGAUAUUGAUACCCUGGUUGUUGGCCCCAAGCAUGUCACUCGAGACGAUUUCUUCAAGUACUUCCCCGACCUCCUGGUGAAGAUGUCACCUCCAGGAGCAAUCACAGAUCUCACACCCGUCGUCGACUCUUUCGUCCCUAUCAUCAAGUUUGAAUACGCUGGCAUCAGCAUCGAUUUGAUUUUCUCCCGCAUCGCCGUUCUCAACCAGAUACCCCAAUCCCUCACCCUCCAAGAUUCGAACCUUUUACGAGGACUUGACGAAGCCGAUCUACGCUCUCUCAACGGCACGCGCGUGACAGAUGCAAUUCUCGACCUAGUCCCGCAAAAGACAAUCUUCAGGACCGCGUUGCGUGGGAUUAAACUAUGGGCUCAGAGGCGUGCGAUCUAUGCAAACAUCAUCGGAUUCCCUGGUGGUGUGGCCUGGGCUAUGUUGGUUGCGCGUGUUUGCCAACUCUAUCCGAAGGCUACCUCCUCCACGGUGGUAUUGAAAUUCUUCCGCAUUAUGGAAAAAUGGCAGUGGCCUACACCAGUCCUGCUAACACACAUUGCGAGUGGCCCAUUGCAGGUCAAAGUGUGGAAUCCACGCAUAUACAAGCAUGACAGUUUUCAUCUGAUGCCGAUUAUCACACCUGCGUACCCUUCCAUGUGUGCGACUCAUAAUAUUACGAGAUCCACCAAAGAAAUCAUCCAACGAGAACUCAAACGCGGAGGGAAUAUUACAGACCAAAUCAUGUCAGGCAAGUUGCAAUGGAAGGACCUGUUUGCGAAGCAUACGUUUUUCACUGAAGGCUACAAGUACUACCUUUCCGUCAUAUCUGCCAGCACAACUAGGGAAGCCCAGAACAUCUGGGGAGGAUUGGUCGAGUCUAAAAUCCGUCUUCUUGUCCUCUCACUAGAGGGUCACGACUCGAUCGCUCUCGCCCACCCUUUCAAUAAAGGUUCAGAACGUGUUCACGAGUGCCACAGCGAGGAAGAGGUCGAGAAGGCCAAGAGUGGCAGUUUGCUGUUUCUUGUAAAAGGCGAGCCCACUGCUUCUGAGAAGCCUGAUGACAAGCCGAAGGAAGAGAAUGCCGAGGAUGUUAAGAAGGAUAACGGCGAAGAUGUGAAGAAGGAGAAUGGCGAAGACGUCAAGAAGGAGAACGGUGAAGAUGUCAAGAAGGAGAACGAUGAAGAGGAGAAGAAGGAAGACGAGCCAAAAACAACUAUGGUGUACACUACCACGUAUUACAUCGGCUUGGAGCUCAAGGAAGGUGCUCGAUCUCUCGACUUAUCAUACCAAGUCGACGACUUUAAAUAUAGGUGCACGAGCUGGGAUAAGCAUGACGACAGCCUAAACGCCUUGAACAUCGUCCACACGCGAAACUGCGAUCUACCCGACGACGUCUUCUCACCAGGCGAAGUCAAGCCCACGCGCCCCGUCAAGAGGAAGACGGUCGUCAAGAAGCGCACAGUUGCCGAAGAAUCCAAUGGCGCAGCUCCACCACCGAAACGCCAGCAGACGUCUGUCGCAGCACAGGGCUGAUCGUGAACGCCUCUCUCGAUCACACAACCUAUACGUUCGGGCGAAACAGCCUACACCAACCAACCCACUACUUUGUACACGGUGAACCGCCGACCUGAUAACCCCAAUCCCAGCAAGCGCGCCUUCCACAGCCCUAACCACGUCGAGCACCAUCCCAUCCAAAUCCAGCGCAGAUUCACAUAUUCACAAAGGGCCAGAUUUAUUCGGCCACAUCCAAAUAAUUAUACUAACACCAGGAACUGACCUAUCCACCCAGCGCUCCGCAAAACCACCCUCCUUGCUCCUCCCCCCGUUCAUCUCGUAAGCGAAGUUCUCUUUCUUCGGGCGAUGGUUGUUUGUGGGGCGGGCCGUACUGUAAUUGCGCAAGUCGCGUGCGGGGAUGUACGAGCGGGCGGACACGAAUAGAUGGAGUAGGAUAAUGGGCGCAGAUAUGGGCAAUGAUGAUGCCCUUUGCUGCCUGCGCGGGGGGUAUGAUGGCGCGGAGCAAGGAGAUAGCCUGUAUGUAGCUAUAAUACAAUCUAAUUUAGGG